Messenger RNA from Mollisia scopiformis, 1062 nucleotides. Its product is annotated as NAD(P)-binding protein. Lineage: Eukaryota; Fungi; Ascomycota; Leotiomycetes; Helotiales; Mollisiaceae. The coding region runs from base 1 to 1062 and encodes 353 amino acids. Gene Ontology annotation, molecular function: oxidoreductase activity. The record is from RefSeq and is a predicted model, not a curated record. The transcript is spliced from 6 exons.
AUGACAUCCCAAGCAUGGCAAAUCCUUCCCCUACCAUCUGUAUCCUGGCGCUCACCCGAAGCAUUAACUCAUCUCCAACUCAACACCUCCGUCCCAACACCCACCGCCAAAGAUCUAGGCGAAAAUCAAGUCCUUAUCAGAAUCAAAGCUGCAAGUAUAAAUGCUAGAGACGUGAUGGUCAUUGCUCACGACCCAAUCUAUCCCCUAACCAACAUCCCGACGCUCUCUCCCUGCGCCGAUGGCUCCGGCGAAAUAAUAGCCUCCCAUCCCACCUCAACCUACAAACCGGGCGACCGCAUCAUCAUGCACCCUCUCCCCGGCUACACUACCUCAACCCCCCCUCCUUCCCUCGAAGAAAUGCGUGGCCGAGGCGCUGGUUCCGUGCAAGGAACGCUCCGACAAUACGCUAUUGUCGACGAAUCUGAGCUCUUCAGUGUACCAGCACAUCUAAGCUACGAACAAGCAGCCGCGAUACCAGCCGCUGGCGCAACAGCUCUCAACGCCCUGCUCUUUGGGCCUAUGGAGAUGAAGCCCGGGAUGACAAUCCUAACAAUAGGCACGGGCGGUGUCAGCUGUGCGGCAAUCCAACUCGCCUCCUCCCUCAGCCUAACCGUAAUCGCAACCUCCUCCUCCCCCACCAAACUCACCCUCGCCAAAUCCCUCGGCGCAAUACACACCCUCCUCUACACCUCCCCCACCUGGGUCGCGGACCUCCUCGCCCUCACCGCCGGCAAAGGCGUAGACCACGUCCUCGACGUCGCGGGCGACCUGGCUACUAGCUUGAAAUGUGUGAAACAGGGCGGGUUGGUGUCUCUUAUUGGGUUUUUGGAUCAAUCGGAGCGUGGCCCUAAGAGUGAUUUGGUCCCGGAUAUUUUGUAUGGGGGGAAGAUUGUGAGGGGAGUGUUUGGGUUUAAUACCGAGCAUGUGGCGCGGUUGCUGGAGAUUACGAGUGAGUAUAAGUUAGAGCCACUAAUGGAGGUUUUUGAGUGGGAGGAUGCGAGGGAGGCGUUUGAGAGGAGUAUGGGGCGGAGUGUUGUGGGAAAGAUUGUUAUUCGGGUUUGA